CAUAUUGAAUUCAUUUAUACAACAAAGAAUGAAGUAAAAUUGUUCUGCAACACCAACAAAUGGCAAUUAAGCACAAAAUCUAACAACUACAUUGAUGUGAAUUGCACAGUGAAGUGUGUUCCUGGUGAACAGCUCAAACUUAACAAUAUCCAGAAAUUCUGUACAAAUGAAGAUUCAGAUAAAGUUGAGGAAAAAUGUCCACUAAUAGCAACCAGUGGAUUUUUUCGAUGUGUCACUGCUCUGGAUUCUGGUUACUUGUUUCCAUUCGCACCGUCUCCAAACACUGUCACCUCAUACAUAGUCGCCACUGCAAAUGAAUCCAUAACAAACAAGUCUGUGGAAAGAUCUUCAGUCGUGCUCACUGAAGGUGAAGAUGUGCUUUUAAACUGCAGAUUCAUCCGUACAGAAGGAUAUGACAACAUAUAUUUUGCUGUUUACUGGAUCAAGACCAUUGAAAAGAAGAGUAUCUGUGUGCAUUCUUAUGAUUAUAAAAGGCUUAUUGGUAUUAAUUACAAUCCCUAUUGCAAUGUACAAGAAGAUCUGCUUCACCGGGUCUCAGUCCAAAAACCUAUAAGCAUAGGCACCCAUAACAUCAGGAUCAGUAACAUAACCGAGUCAGAUGCUGGACAAUAUCUUUGUGCUUUACGAGUGCACCCAUUUUCAAAUACAAAAGUAAUGUGGAAGAUUCUAAAUAAUAUCACAGUCAAUGUAAAUAAAGGUGAAAUAGCUGGAAACCGAUUGGAUGCUGAGUCUCUCAUCCGCUUAUGUGUUACACUGCCAAUAAUACUGGGUGUUCCGAUAGCUGCUGUGGUGGUGCUCUUAUGGAAAAAGAAUAAAACCUCAGCCAGAUCUCAAACCAUGGAACUGCGAACAAUCAAAGAUAGAGAAGAAACGUCUGAAAUGAGCUUUGAAGCAUGACCACAACACAGCACUUUGGAAGAGUGAAUGUUUAAAAUGUGUUAAUAUCUGCUCUCUAUUAUGAUCUAUUUUGUUUACUUUAACUGUCCUAUUAUAUGUGUUGUAAAAAAUGUACAAAAGCAAUAACAUUUUGAA
Messenger RNA from Tachysurus fulvidraco (yellow catfish), 1053 nucleotides. RefSeq lists its product as uncharacterized. The transcript has 5 exons. Lineage: Eukaryota; Metazoa; Chordata; Actinopteri; Siluriformes; Bagridae. The record is from RefSeq and is a predicted model, not a curated record. The coding region runs from base 676 to 918 and encodes 80 amino acids.